UCCAUCCAUCAUUCUGACGCAUAAAAGACAUAAUAUAUCAAAAGCUGGACGUGCAAUUGUUUUCUGAUAAAUGACAUAUUGGUGGUAAGCGCGCAUCUUUAUAGAUUACGUUAUAUGUGCAGCGCCGCUCAGAGAAAGACUUAUUACAAGCGCAGCAGAAAGAGGAAAAAAAGAGAGGUAUCCAACACAAGAACACGUGUUCAUUCCUCCCCCACCUCUCGGCUUACCACCCUCUCCGAGAAGUUUCUCUUAUUUGUCGGGGCUGGAGAUGGAGUUUGAGAACGCGCAGUGCGCACAAGCCGAGAACAGUGAGACGACGAACCGCAGCAGCAGUGGCAGAUAAAAGAUCUCGGAUGCGAGGAACUUGGGUAGGAUUCUUAGGGCGUCAACCUGCCAGCAUCUUAUCAAACUGGUGUGAUACACCUGGGGAAACGGGAGGAGCGCAUGAAGGUGGAGGAGGAGGGUGCCAACGCACAAGUGCCAUACUGCGCCAAUCUUAGAUAGCAAACCACUCAGAUCGAUGUUUUUGCACGUUUAAUAGAGUAGAUAAGUCUCGUUAAGAUAUGCGGAUUUGGAGACGGGAAGGGUUUCUGCAUCGGUCUGUCCCAAAAGAAGCGCGCGGUUAUUAAGAGGCGCACGGAGGAAACUCCUGCGGCAAGAUUACAAAGCUCUCUCCCAAUUGUGACUUUUUCAAUGGUCUCAUCAGAAAUGCGUUGAAGUGUGAAGAAACCCGAAAAAAGAAACGGUUUUGUAAGAACGAAAAUAUUUUCGUGAAUUCGGGAUAACUUCAGUGGUGAGGAUGUCUGCGUUGCGCAAAAAAUUUGGGGAUGAUUACCAAGUGGUGACGACUUCGUCCAGCGGCGGCGGGUUCAACCAAGCGGCCCCCGAGAAGAAAAAGAAACGUCAGCGCUUUGUGGACAAGAACGGCCGAUGUAACGUCCAGCACGGGAACCUGGGGGGUGAAACCAGCCGGUACCUGUCGGACCUGUUCACCACGCUCGUGGACCUCAAAUGGCGCUGGAAUCUAUUCAUCUUUAUCCUUACCUACACGGUGGCGUGGCUCUUCAUGGCCUCGAUGUGGUGGGUCAUCGCGUUUAUACGCGGAGACCUCUACCGGGCCCACGAUGAUAAGUACACACCGUGCGUAGCCAACGUGUAUAACUUUCCAUCAGCCUUUCUGUUCUUCAUCGAAACCGAGGCCACUAUCGGCUACGGUUACCGAUACAUUACCGAUAAAUGUCCGGAGGGCAUCAUUCUGUUCCUCUUCCAGUCGAUUCUGGGAUCUAUAGUGGACGCUUUUCUCAUUGGUUGCAUGUUCAUCAAGAUGUCCCAGCCGAAGAAACGGGCGGAGACGCUGAUGUUCAGCGAGCACGCCGCUAUUUCCAUGCGUGACGGCAAAAUGACCCUUAUGUUCCGAGUGGGCAACCUGCGCAACAGCCAUAUGGUUUCCGCGCAAAUACGCUGCAAACUACUCAAAUCCCGUCAGACUCCCGAAGGAGAGUUUUUGCCUUUGGAUCAGCUCGAGUUGGACGUCGGGUUCAGCACUGGAGCUGACCAGCUUUUUUUAGUUUCUCCUCUGACCAUCUGCCAUGUGAUCGACUCCAAAAGCCCAUUUUAUGAUCUCUCGCUCAGGUCCAUGCAAACAGAGCAGUUUGAGAUUGUGGUUAUCUUAGAGGGGAUCGUGGAGACCACCGGUAUGACAUGCCAAGCUCGUACCUCGUACACAGAAGACGAGGUUCUGUGGGGUCACCGUUUCUUCCCAGUUAUUUCUCUGGAGGAGGGCUUCUUCAAGGUCGACUAUUCGCAAUUCCACGGCACUUUCGAGGUUCCCACACCUCCACUUAGUGUUAAGGAACAGGAGGAAAGCUUGCUCCUGUCCUCCCCUCUGACAGCCCCCUCCCUCUGCCACAGCGCAGGCGGGGUCACCGAAGGCAGUGGCACACUGGAGGGUCUGGAACUUCAGAGCGAGGCGGAAACUGCCUCUAUUAAUAUGGCAACCCCCAUGCCUGCCAAACUUCAAAAGCUAACGGGGCGCGAUAUGCCCAUUCGGGACGGAAUGCCUCGCAAGCUUCUGCGCAUGAGCUCGGAGAUCACCUACAACCUGGGGGACCUGCCCGUCAAACUCCAGCGAAUCAGCUCAGCGCCGGGCGUGGCAGAAGAGAGGCUUCAUUCAAUCAGUUCUGUACUUGGUCCCAUGGAGGACAGGCUGGCUCCCAAGCUGGGCUUGGUGGGCGGGGCUGAACAUAUCAGCCAAUCAGUGACAGAUCUACCCCCAAAACUACAGAGGUUGGCUGGAGGCGUCGGUGUGGGUGGAGUCGGAAUCGGAGGAAGAAUGGAUGGUCACCUGCCUCCAAAACUUAGAAAAAUGAAUUCGGAGAGGUUCACGGGGUUAAGUUUAAAAUGAACUGACUUUUAUAUACAAUAUAUACACACAUACAUACAUACAUACAUAAAAGUUUUUCAUUUACCUCUUUGAAAUUGCAAUUCUGUAAAAUGGACAAUCUAUACUUAUAGCAAUUUAUAUAUGAUUCAAAUAUUAGAUUAAUGCUAAUCCUCUGCACAAUAUGGCAUGUUUUUACCGUAAAUAGCAUGAAUGGAGAAAUCAUUUUAAACACCUUAUUACAGGUAAUAGAUAUUAGCACAUUAUAUUAGCCUAAGGCCAAACAUCUUUUGAGGGCUUAACCUGCAUUAUGUAUAUCCUAAAACAGAAUAUCAGUAUGAUUUUCAGAGAUGAAUGCCAGCGUUACCUGAUAAUCCAUACUAAUUUAUACUUCAUAAAAAGCCAAUGGCUGUAGGCCUGGAUUAGCCAUGAAUCGUUUUUUGUUUUGUUUGAUUCGUUUCGUUUUUUCAGUGGAUUGAUUGUCGUGGUUCACAAUGGCAAAUUGAAAGAUUCAUUUUCUGAUCUUAAGACAGGGAAUGGGCGCUGUGCAUUUGUAAUUGUGAAUUUUUGGAAGAACUGACUCAGGUUUUGUUUCGUUUUUAUUCUAUUGCAUGAUCUAUCGUUUCAUGAUAAAGCCAGAUUGAAGAUUAAGCCUUAAACAUAAGGUGCCAAUUGUAAAAUACUGUAAAAUACCAAACAAGACAACAAGCAUUUCGAAAAGGAAUAUUAAUAUGUGCAGUUCUCUAUUUAAAGCUUUUCCUUUUCCCAAUGAAAGCCUUUGGGUUCGCGCAGUAUUUCACAUUUGGCCCCUGUAUUUUACUGAGUUUGUAUAUGAUGUUUUGUCAAUGAUUGUUUUCUUGCUGUUCUCCGUUUAGCAGUUUAAACUUUAUCUGACCUGAAUGACUUGAGUAUUGUGAACAGAUGGGAAGCGUGGGAAAAAACCCACCAGUAAAGAGCACAAUAGCUGUGUACAUCUGUUUUAAUAUAUUUAUAGAUAAGAACUUGUCAGCAUCGUUACGGCUUUGUUUAACUCUUGUGUUUGGAAAACCGAAGCAAUAAGCGAAACUUCAAAAUUUCUUACUUACGCAUUUGGCAGCGCUUUUAUCCAAAGCGACUUACAGUGCAUUACAAGCUAUACCGUUUUUUUUUUUUAUUAACUUGUGUUCCCUGAAACCAUGACCUAUUGCGCUGCAAACGCUAUGCUCUACCACUAAGCUAUACAGGAGCAGUCAAAAAUGUCUGAUUUGAAAAAUCACAUGCGUUAAAGUUAAGUGGUUUACAGUUUUCUAACUGUGUUUAUAUCAAUACAUACUAUUCUACUUCUGACGAAAAGGUAUAAUGCCGAUUGGAGUGGUUUCUAAUGCUGUAAUAAAUGUGUCGUGAUGUGUAAUAUGUCUAUUAUAAUAGGAAGCUUGAAAGACAAGCCUCCAGCUGAAGCCAUCACCACAAAUUCAAUCUGAGUUCCAGGUGGACUUGCCCAUGUUUAAGGCAUUUAUGCUCAUUAGUAUUGGCAGAGGUCUUCCCCAGAAAUAAAGCAGUUUGAUCUGGUUUGA
Messenger RNA from Misgurnus anguillicaudatus (oriental weatherfish), 3933 nucleotides. It is a transcript of the gene kcnj3b, whose product is annotated as potassium inwardly rectifying channel subfamily J member 3b. NCBI's taxonomy places the organism in Eukaryota, Metazoa, Chordata, Actinopteri, Cypriniformes, Cobitidae. Gene Ontology annotation, molecular function: G-protein activated inward rectifier potassium channel activity. Gene Ontology annotation, cellular component: plasma membrane. Gene Ontology annotation, biological process: potassium ion import across plasma membrane; regulation of monoatomic ion transmembrane transport. The record is from RefSeq and is a predicted model, not a curated record.